Stegodyphus dumicola is the source of this 1401-nucleotide messenger RNA. RefSeq names its product trafficking protein particle complex subunit 13. Lineage: Eukaryota; Metazoa; Arthropoda; Arachnida; Araneae; Eresidae. The record is from RefSeq and is a predicted model, not a curated record. Gene Ontology annotation, cellular component: TRAPPIII protein complex.
UACUUUUCCACAAUUGAUUAUGUGACAUAUUCUCCUUUUCUCUACUUUCAGUCUGAUGAAGUAUACCUUGAAGCCCCACUUCAAAAUAUUACAUAUGCUCCUAUGUGUUUAGAAAAAGUUGCUUUGGAACCUUCAGCCAGUUUUUCAGCACGCCAACUAAAUUCAGUAGAAGACAAGAAUGGAAUACAUCCUGUUUUUGGAGAAGUGAAUUGCUUGAAUCCUUUAGAUAGCAGACAAUAUUUAUUUUGUUUAACUCCUAAACCUGAAAGCCAAAUUAAUGCAAAGCUACUGAAAGGUAUAACCAGCAUUGGAAAGUUGGAUAUUGUGUGGAGAACAAGUAUGGGUGAGAGAGGACGUUUACAGACAUCACAGUUAGAAAGAAUGGCCCCUGGGUAUGGAGAAAUUCGAAUGGCUGUGCAUGAAAUUCCUAGCAUAGUAACUUUAGAGAAGCCAUUUCCUAUUACAAUUAAGAUUACAAAUGCUUGUGAGCGUGCAUUAGAUUUGGUUUUGACCCUCUACAACUCAUUCAGCAAUGGAAUAUUGUGGCAAGGUGUAUCUGGUCAGAAGCUUAAUAAAUUAGAGAAAAAUACUUUUACACUUAUUCCUUUGGAAGCCACAGCUGUGAGACCAGGACUCCAGAUGGUUUCUGGGAUCAAAAUUAAGGAAAUGUUUCUGAAAAGGAUAUACGAUUUUGAUGAAGUUGCUCAAGUAUUUGUUUCUUCCGAGAUGCCAUCUACAUGAAAGAUAGAAUUUUUUAGAUGUUACAGUCUUCUUUUAACCAUAGUAGUUCUGAAUCACAAAAGCAAUGGCUGAAUCAUGAACAAGAUGGGUUCAUUAAGAAAUGACUGCAAAAUAUCACUGUAACAGACUAGCAAGUCUUUUGUGGUCAUUAAAAUUACUUGAAAUUGUAAUAAUCCAAAUGAAAUUUGAGAUCAAGGAGAACAGUGAAAUGAAAUUACUUAGAUUACAAAAUUACAUUUAUUAUGUGAGGAGAAUGUUAUUUUAUUACAAAUGUAAAAAUUCUCAAUGAAAUCUUAAAUAUAUGGAAUUAUAAACAUAUGCAAGUGUCACUUCAGUAUUUAAACUGUGCAUUGAUUUUAUAACUGCUUAAUACUUCAAUAUUUUAACUCAUUAGUUAAAUUUGAUGAUUAGUUAUUAAAAAUAUUAUUGGUAUAAAUACGUAUAUUUUCCUAUUCCUUGUUCUUAGAAUUUUGGUAAUUCAGUUUCUUUUAUGAAUUUGUCCUUAAAAAUGUAUUUAAAAAAAAAGUUCCAGUUAAUGUACAUAAAAAAUGUAAAUUUACUGCAUUAUGAAAGUUCUGAAUUAAUUACAAAUGUAUUGAAUAAAAUAUAACUUGUAUUUUGUAAUAAAUUAUGAAAAAAAUAAAUGAAAUCUUAUAUCUA